AUGGACGCUCAGGGUUCUAGUGGCCUCUCAGUUAUAGGGGACAGUUCUGUGCUCUUGGAAGUAGCGGGGGAGUUCACUGUGCCCAGUGUGAGCUCGAAGGAGGAGCUGCAAGAGAUACUCAUGUCCAAUAAAUACGUAUUAGAUAUGCGGCAAACUGAGAUCCGAAUGAGUGAUUCAUUGAGGAGAGAGGUGUAUGAGGCCCUGGGAGUCGAGGAAAUAGACGGGACUGACUUGUUGAAGAAGUCCAUUUUGCUGAGUGGGUCCAUCACGAACGCGCCGUCGGGGACCAACGAACUCGUGCGAUGCUUCCUUCGUAGAGGCUCGAGGGAGCAGCACUUUAGCCUGCUGAGGGAGCUAGCGAGGCGACGCAGAGCCGAUCUGGAAAGGGAUGCUACAAAGAAAGGUGCUCCUCGACAGCAGCGAGUUGGGGGCGGCAAGAUAGCUAAAGAGUCUGUUGACCGCCAGCUACAGAGUGCUGCAACUGUUAACACACCAGGCGUAAUUCAUGUUAGGCAGGGAUAUACACCAGUAGCAGCUGCAUCUGGUACUGUUGGGAAAAAGGAGAGCAAAGAGGAAUUAAAGACGAUAGGACCCACGCAGGGAACAGCUGUGGCUGUUCGAAGUAAUGGUUUACCGCAGCCGCACGACGAGCUAACUACCUUUAGAUCGGCAACUACAGCUUCGGAACUGGGGACUUUUAGGUGA
Eimeria maxima is the source of this 705-nucleotide messenger RNA. RefSeq lists its product as hypothetical. Lineage: Eukaryota; Apicomplexa; Conoidasida; Eucoccidiorida; Eimeriidae. The transcript has a single exon. The coding region runs from base 1 to 705 and encodes 234 amino acids. The record is from RefSeq and is a predicted model, not a curated record.